AUGUACGGUGGACAUCAUGACAUGAUCCAUAUGCUGCUGGAUGAGAUGACACACAACACCAACCUCAAGGUAGCCAAGCAACAUAUACGCGUAGUGGACUCGUACAAAGUACCAUUGUCAGUGUUCAAGCGAGUGGCCAAUUACCCGAUUGUUGAAUGUAACGGCAUACAUCCAUUCGAGCGUGCACCAACACCCGACAUCAACAGACUGCCUCCAACUGUCACGUGUGACAAUCUCAGCGAAAGGACAGGCGUUGAUGAGUCCACCUUAUUUGUCACGAUGUCACACGAGAUGAGCAUGCUCAUUGCCAUCCAGACACACCGACCGCAGCCCUUGAGCAUACUCAGUGAACUGAUUUUCAAGCUCAAUGACCCAGCGAGCAAGGUGACCGUCGAAAUUAUCAAGACACUCAUUAUCAACAAUCACUUUGAUAGCGAGAUUAAAGACAAUCAGUGGGAUUGUUCAAUUAUUGCUGCUGGUCAUUCACUGGAGUUGAUGCAACUGAUCAGACAGAAGUUCGAGAGUGGCCCAGAUGGUCAAGUGACAUAUACACAUUUGGUCAUUUAG
Molecule: messenger RNA, 567 nt
Organism: Acytostelium subglobosum LB1
Lineage: Eukaryota; Evosea; Eumycetozoa; Acytosteliales; Acytosteliaceae
Exons: 1
Coding region: 1-567 (188 amino acids)
Source: RefSeq, a predicted model, not a curated record